CCAGGGGCGGUGUGCAAAUGUUACCGGUGUGGUGGUCACGGGAUCGAUUAGAAUACCUGGGGUCAUGUCACGCACGUUGCCACCAUUUUCAUGUAUAGAUAUGAAAUCAGGUGUCAUUUAGCACUAUACCCAUGGGCCACUUAGUCAUCACCCUGUGUUUAUUUAUUUAUUUUUUCCUUGCUGACCACCGCCAUACUAACACCACAAUCCACACCAGUACCUAAACAGCUCCCCUCAUAGGUGUUGUGGCCAGGAGAAAAAUUACUAAGUAAAUAAUAGUGUAUUAUUGAAUAUGUUUUGUUUUGAUUAAUGUUAAUCUAUGUACAGAAUUGGGCCUUGUAUCCUGAUAUUCAUCAAAAAGAGCCUUGUCCAAUCAUCAAACAACAUAGCCCAAUGGGAAAAAGUGAUCACAUAGUCCUAGAAGUUGAAGUGGAGGAUCAGGAAAUUUUGAGAUGGGAUGAGGUACACGAACAAUACUGCAGUGUGGUGUAGCAGUGAGUAAGGUGCUGGAGCUGAGUGACAGGUUCCUUGAGUUGCGAGGAGAGUCCACCUGGCUGGUCAUGUUUUAUGCUCCAUGGUGUGGCCAUUGUAAGAAGCUGGAGCCCAUCUGGAAUCAUGUGGCACAUGCUCUGUAUGGCUCAGAAAUCCGUGUUGGUCGUGUGGACUGCACUCGUUUCACUGCCGUGGCCACUGAAUUCAUGGUGAAGGGAUUUCCCACCAUUAUGUUCAUUCAGGGGGACACUCGUCAUAGCUUCACUGGGGAUCGCACCAAGGAUGACAUUAUAGGAUUUGCAGUAAGGAUGGCAGCACCUCCUGUCCAGCACCUGGCCAACCAUCAUGAGCUACAGGCUCUCACAGAGCAUCCUGGACAUCUUUUCUUCCUCUAUGCUGGCACUCAAGAUACUGUCUUAUGGGACUUGUAUAAGAACUAUGCAAAAGAAAUGCGAGCUUUCCAUUACUUCUAUAGUAUUGGUGCAGAUUGCAUGGCAGAGAAUUUUAAUCUUGAGUCAAACCCAGCAGUGAUGGUCUUCAAAGAUGAUAUGCAUAUCUUUUAUACAAUGCCAGAGGAGUGGGAGGUGGCAGAGAAUCAAACUGUGAUCAAUGAAACAUUGGGAGAAUGGCUGAACCAUGAGCGGUUUGUCACCUUCACCAAGAUUACACACGGCAACCUUGGCCAGCUUUGGAAGAUUAAGAAGUUCUUAGCAAUCACAGUUGUCAAGGAAAACAAGAUUGGCAGCAUCACCACAGAUGAAAAUACCCAGGACUAUGUUGAUGGUUACAAAUUCCGAGAUAUGGUGAAAGCUGUGAUCAUCAAUAAUCGUGACAAGUAUCACAAAUAUUUCCAGUUUGGAUGGACAGGGACUCCAGACCUGGCCAACAGCAUUGCAAUGGAAAGGUUGCCACUGCCUUCUCUUAUAGUGGUGAAUGCUACAACCAUGCAUCACCACUUGCCUGAAGACCCACCUCAUCAUCUCACUCCACAAGCCAUCCAGAUCUUCCUAGAUUCCAUUAUUGUUUCUUCAGCUCCGUCCUAUGGAGGUGAUUCAUGGCCAGUGAGAGUGUACCGGAUGUACUACAAUGCACGCACUUCUCUUGAGGACAUGUGGCAGGGUAAUCCAGUGCUGACAGCCGUCAUUUUUGGCCUUCCUCUUGGCUUUCUUUCUCUCAUCUGCUAUUCCAUUUGGUGUUCAGACAUCCUUGAUGCUGAUGAAGAAGAAGAGCAUCAUGAGAAGAAGGAGUGAUGGGCUUGCAGCAAGUUGUCAAUGUUACCCUCCACCACAGAGAACCAUCUGCCAGUAAGAGUCGGGAUUAUUCCAGUAAUGUUUAUGACUGAUACAAAAGUAAUCAGGCAAACAUGCUUGAGGGAUUACUAUCUGUUGGUUUAAAUAGAAGGAAAUGCAAUUGUCUUGAGAUGAAUUGUGUUCAGUCAUAUUUCAGUGUAUGUGGUAAAUGAAGGCUGUUUUUUCAUUACAGACUAGUAAGAUAUUAGAUGUAUUAUAUCUUAACUGUGUAUGACUAAUUACAAUGUAUUUAUUGUAGUCUUAUAUGUAUUAUAUUUACAUGACAAAUAUAUUAUAUAAGUAGAAAUUAACCUAGUAAGUCUGUACAUCUGCAUGGCAAUGGGAAGAAGCCGUAUAGCAAAAGUUACCACUAGUAGUAGUUGCUACUAAUUUAUUCCCUCACCUCAUUAUUAUCAUGAUCAUCUCAUCCAAUAGCAGCAAGCAUUUUACUACUAUAGUAACUAACUGUGUAUUAUCCUUCAUUUUCACACUUACUGUCCCAUAUAUCAGACCCUUAUUUUAUUUAUUUAUUUUUUCUAUAAUAUAUAGAAAGGGAAAUUAAUAGUAAUGUGUGAUACUGUUAAAGA
Messenger RNA from Portunus trituberculatus (swimming crab), 2368 nucleotides. RefSeq names its product protein disulfide-isomerase TMX3-like (gene Tmx3). Gene Ontology annotation, cellular component: endoplasmic reticulum. Gene Ontology annotation, molecular function: protein disulfide isomerase activity. Lineage: Eukaryota; Metazoa; Arthropoda; Malacostraca; Decapoda; Portunidae. The transcript is spliced from 13 exons. Gene Ontology annotation, biological process: peptidyl-cysteine oxidation. The record is from RefSeq and is a predicted model, not a curated record. Bases 561 to 1742 code for a protein of 393 amino acids.